UAUCCUGGAAACCCCACCCCUUCUGUUCCUCCUAAAAUGUUUGAGGAAAAAGUAAAGUAACCAGUGGCCAGUGGUGUGCAUGAUCUGUACUCGAAUCAUCUCUCCGUACAGGUAGAGGCGAUCCGGACCACCCUAAUUACUCAUCCAGACUUCCCUUCCAUAAGUAUGGCCUUUUGGUAGUGUAGAUCAUUGCUGAGUCACACAAGGAAGGGGCAACGAUGGAACUGCAAAUGAAACCAGGGCCGCAACACCGACGGGAACAGCAACUGCAACUGCCGGAGCAGCCCCAGCAACAAAAGCCCUCCUCUUUUUCCCAGUCAAUACCAGUCAAUGGUGUCAAAGUAACGGAGGAGGAGUGGGUGAUCUCGAUUCGGGAGACGCUUGAACAAGCCCAUCUCGCUUCUUCAAGGUCGAAGCUCUGCAUUUACAGAGUCCCCGAAUGCCUCCGAGAGAACGACGACAAGGCCUUCAUCCCCCAAGUCGUCUCCCUGGGUCCUUACCAUCACAAACGCAACGAGAGCCUCCGCGACAUGGAAGAGCACAAACUGCGCUCCCUCAAUCGGAUUCUCAAGCGAACCAGUCAAGAUGUCAAGCUCUACCUUGAUUCCAUCAGUGAGGUCGAAGUCCAAGCUCGCAACUGCUACGUAGGUCCAAUCUCUCACACCAGCCACGAGUUCGUAUAUAUCAUGGUUCUCGAUGGUUGCUUCAUGCUCGAGAUCUUCCAAGGUGCUAUGGAUGGCUUCGAGCAACUGGGCUACCAACGGAAUGACCCAAUCUUCGCAUGGCACAGCGUUAUGCACUCCAUCCGCCAGGAUAUGGUUAUGCUCGAGAACCAGAUCCCACUCUUCAUCCUCGAUCGCCUCCUCGAACUCCAGUUUGGUGUCAAUGGAAGACCAGGCGAGAGACCCCAAGCAGCCCAGCUCGCACUCAGGUUCCUCGACUUCCUCGACUCUCUCAUGUCGACGGACGAGACAUUGCGGAAUAGAUAUUGGAAGAAGCGGACCAAAUACGCAAACGCAGACCUCGACGGCCUCCAUUGCCUCGACUUAUUACGCAGAAAGCCCAAGGACUUGCCUACGAAUUGGAUGAGAUGGAAGCCGAAGCCGUUGGAUGCGAUGAAUAAGCCGCAGCAGCGGCAGCGGCAGCAACUGGUCCGCUGCGCAACAGAGUUGAGGGUGGCAGGGGUGAAGUUCAGGAAGAGGAAUACAGAGCGAUUCUGGGAGGUGAAGUUCAAAAAUGGAACCCUUUGCAUCCCAAGGCUGUUGGUCCAUGAUGGGACCAAAUCGCUCUUACUGAACAUGAAAGCUUACGAGCAGUGUCACAUCGAUUGUGGUAACGAAGUCACUUCUUACUUGAUCUUGAUGGACAAUCUGAUAAACUCGGCUGAAGACGUGAAGUACCUCCAUAGACAAAAGAUCCUGGAGCACUGGUUGGGUAGUAAUGAGGAAGUAGCUAAGUUCUUCAACAGCUUGUGUCGACAGGUAGCGUUCGAUUUCCAGGACAGUUAUAUCUCUAAGAUGUCAGCGGACGUGAACAAUUACUGCGAUAGGAGGAGGAACGAAUGGCUGGCUAUCUUUAGGCAGAACCAUUGCAGGAACCCAUGGACCAUCAUCUCACUUUUUGCUGGGGUCGUCUUCUUGUUACUCACAUCCGUGCAGACCUUUUACACCGUCUAUGGCCACUAUCGGCCCAGUUAGUUGAGCGUCGCGGAAUUGGGGGUUCACAGUUGGGAUUUGGCAGAAGUGAUCCAUCGUUUCCACUAGAAGUCGUAAAAAUUCAUUAUAUAUAAUGUUAACUAAAUGGGUUCUUUCAUUUUGGGGGACUAAGUGCUUAUCGAUUGUGCCAGGACCUGCAGGUUCAGGUGUGGUGUUUCGCAAUUGGUGUUUUUCUGUUGGGUCUUUCAGUUUAUCUUGGUAGAACCUUUUCUAUUGUGGUUGAAGCCAUGGCUGCCCGAUGGGCAUUAUAUGUAGCUGCUGUCAAGGGCUUCCAACAGGUGGAAGGUGAUAAUCUUCUUCUCAUUCAAAUUUUAUCUAGUGAAGUGACUACUGUGUCGUGGCGCAUCAAACCUAUGAUCGAGGAUUGUGUAGAUGAUAAGCUUGCUGCCUUUUCAGUGAAUCACUCUUGUUCUGUAUUGUUGGGAUUCUUCCCCUCCCCCUUCUUGUUGUCCCUUUUGUCUUUUGACUAUCGUGGAUGUCCUAUUCCACACUGUACAUGCUGCAAAUUCUUCUCCUGAUUAAUGAUAGUUGUUUUAUUAAAAAAAAAAAAAAAAAAAAAACUCCCCAUCUCAGGACUUUGUUUUCAUCCAGACUAUCCUCUCCUCACAAUGUUUAUCUUUACUUCCCCAGUUGAAAUCUUAGAAUUUCCUCUCAUUUACAAGUGUAUAUUCUGGCACCUCUGCUCUACCCACACCAUCACCCUUAAUUUUUCCCUUCUUACCCUUCAUUGGUUUUUAGGUCGAUGGACAAAUCCUUUUCACUACCAUCAUCCUCUGUUCACUACUUGACCGUUUAGAUAAGGCUUGGGAUCUCCAUCAAUCUAGUCACCUCACUGAUCUUCGAAUUGAGCGCCUCCUUGAUGUGCACAACGACUAACUUAUUGAUCAUGCUACCUUUUAUCCAGCUAACAACACUGAUAGUUCGGAUACCAACUACCAUUAUCUUCUCGUAAGACAUGUGCUUUAUCAAAAAAUCAAAGUGUGCUUUAAUAAUGUGCUUGUGUUGUAAUAAUGUAAUGAUGAUUGUACUACUUACUUUUAUGUGUCUGUUUGUACUAUGUUGUAUUAUUUACUUUUAUGUGUUUUAGCCUAAUAAUAUACCAAGAUCACCGUAGAAAGUA
Messenger RNA from Macadamia integrifolia, 2835 nucleotides. RefSeq names its product UPF0481 protein At3g47200-like. Bases 219 to 1697 code for a protein of 492 amino acids. NCBI's taxonomy places the organism in Eukaryota, Viridiplantae, Streptophyta, Magnoliopsida, Proteales, Proteaceae. The transcript has a single exon. The record is from RefSeq and is a predicted model, not a curated record.